AUGGAUAAGUUUCGCACGGUGCUAGACUUCUGCCUCAGUCACCAGAAGGUGCUGGGUUAUGGUGCCGUGUCUCUGCUGACUGCCGGCAGUGAGCGUAUCUUUUCUGUGGUGGUGUUUAAGUGUCCUUGCAAUUCCUGGAAUCUGCUCUAUGGCUCUGUCUUCCUCCUGGUUCCAGCCCUUAUUCUCUUUCUACUUGGUUUGCUGCUCAGUACCAGGUGCUGGAAGGUGCUCACAGGAUGUUGUGCCCCAGGCAGGCUGUCCAGGUACAGCCACAGGGGUCGCAUCUGCCGCUAUCUGCGAGUGCUGUGGCUGGUGGUCGUUGGUGCUGCUGUUGCUCCCUUCACAUGGAUUGCCGUGGCCUUAUUGGGGGGCCACUUCUAUGAAUGCGCUGCAAGUGGAAACACCAUUGUGCAGAAGUACCUGUGCCAAGACAAAGAGAUUCAGUGCCUGAAAGAAAUGCUUCAAGUGCCUUGUGGUGGCAGUUCUUUGCAGGAGGUACAAGAUUUGCUCAUGAGCCUCCGAGCGCAGUCUCAGGUGAUGGGAUGGAUUUUGAUCUCCAGUGUCACCAUAUUAGCUCUAAUUUCAACUUGUAUUUCUCGCUGUCGUUCACCAGUCAGCAUUCUUCACCUUGCAUUCUGGAAAAUCUACAUGGCAAAGGAGCAAGAACUUUUUGAGAUCAAGGCCAAAGAACAUGCAGCCAAGCUGGCAGAGAGAAAUCUAAAAUGCUUCUUUGACUCCACUGAGCUAGAACCAUUUCAGACUCCAAGCACCCGCAGCUGGCAAACCAUUUCCUCCUUGUUUGCCUUUAAUCCUGAAGAGCAUUACUAUAGCAUGAUACACAAAUAUGUCAGCAGCAAAAACAAGAAUGGCAGCAUUAUAUCCGCAGAGGGGGAUAUGUUUCCUUCUUGCUUGGGGUUUGUGGAUGCCGCUGUAGGUACUGAUACAGAAGUAUUAUAG
This is a messenger RNA of Gekko japonicus, 957 nucleotides long. RefSeq names its product protein FAM26F-like. Bases 1 to 957 code for a protein of 318 amino acids. The record is from RefSeq and is a predicted model, not a curated record. NCBI's taxonomy places the organism in Eukaryota, Metazoa, Chordata, Lepidosauria, Squamata, Gekkonidae. The transcript is spliced from 2 exons. Gene Ontology annotation, molecular function: monoatomic cation channel activity.